AUGUGCAGAUUCUUUUGCUAUGGAGAGACAAUCAGGGAGAAGAGCAGCAUUUCUUAUUUUGUUGUUAAAAUGAAAAACCAAAGGAAACCUCAUCUUGACAGCCGUGGAAGAUUAAGGAAACUUAAUCCGAAAAAGUUAUCUAGAAAAAAGAGUAAGUUUUAUGCUCUCAUAUGUUAUUUUAUCAUGAUUCUUUAGAGACAUCAAUCACUUUGGAAUAAUGACCUUACGAUGCAUGAUUUUUAUGAUAUCUGGUAUUCUUUGCUACUCGAGGUUUCGGUAUUUCCUUGUUCACGAAUUAUUUACCUGAAGACGUUGAUUUUGGUGUGAAUGAUGCACCGAGAGAGAGAGAGAGAAGCAAAUUCAUUGGAUAUGUACUUUAUGUGGCAUUAAAACAUACACUAUGUAAGCUGAUAGAAUCGCAUGGUCUGUUCUUAUUCAGUCUUUCAAUAUCGAACAUGAUGAAAGUAUUAAAACGUCAAAUUUUUAUGGUUUCCUUUUGAAAGAAUCAUUUAUGGGAUAUUAAAAUGUUAAUGUUACCUGCAGAUUCAGGACAUUUUUAUUUCUUUCUCACCGCGCCUUAUCUAUAUUGAAUUAUUUAAUUCAAUAGAACAUUCCUGUCACUAUGAACCCUUGCUUUCCUUUGUACUUUCCUGGCCUUUAUGAGAAAAUCUUGAUGAAGGAGGGCUUUUCUACGAUAGAGAUAUGACCAUACUAUGUGAACGUUCACACACGGAGAGAGAUAUCCUUUUAACUGUACACUGAUAUAAUUCGGAGUAUUGUGUGGUGUUGGUUGAUUUGAAUUUUGAAUGUUUAGAGAUAAUUUGUUGUUUGGUGUAUUUAUAAGGUUUGGGCAAAUAUAAACUGGGACGUGUCUCUGUUGAUCCAUGCUUUAGCCUUGAUUUGGACAACUCGAAAGUGGGUUUCAGAAUAGAGUCAAACCAGUGUGUUCUAUGAGAUUCCAACCUUGAACUUGUCACACUGUCCAGUCAGUUCUACAGAAGCCUAGCAAGGUUAGAAUUUUGCUCUCAUCACUUCGGCUCUAGCCUGCGGUAAAAUAAAAUUCGCUUUUUGAACUGAGACGUUGUGAAUAAACUUAGAAAAAGAACGUAGCUAAUCUUGUAUCUUUUCUUAGGAUAAGAGUACUUUCCUGGGACUUUGAAUCCACCGAGAGAAGAUUUCUGGACCUCUUUCCUUUUUAGUAAUUUUUAAUUUGCAUAUAGUAUGUUCCAGUGAUUCUGUUCAUAAGUUGACAACUUAAAUUUUCAAUCUGAAUUGAAAAUUACUUAUGUUGGAAUUUUUCUGCUUAAAUAGAUGGUUCUCUGAGGGGACGCGGUUGGAAAUAUGGCUCUGGAUUUGUUGAUGGAGUCUUUCCAGUCAUGAGCCCAGUUGCACAACAGAUCCUGGAGUUCCUCUUGCAAGAGAAGGAUCCUGGGAAAGUCUGGCUCUCACUUGAUACACUUUCACCUACUCAUGACAUCUGGGACGAUCUCAUCAAUGUAGUUGUCCAGCUUCGUGUUAACAAACAAUGGGAUCCAAUUGUGUUAGUAAGCAGACCUAUCUACUUAGCUUUCUGUUCACUUUUCAUACCGAAUUGCAUAAGAAAGAAAUGUUAGGAGUAGCCAAUGACUAAAUAAUUUAGUUUUGUAAUUUGUAGUAUGGAGCUGUAGUGUGUAUUAUGAUUCUCAGUCAACUGGGUUAUUUUUAAACUAAUAUUUUACACAGUUACAAUCAGAUUUAAUACGCAUUCGCAGUAUUGAAAAGUAUGUUAUUAUUUUGUUUCCAAUGUUAUUUGCAUCAUUUUUUGAGGAAUUCCAUGAUUUUAUUUCUUUUGGAAUUAUCCAUUUCGUGAUUUUAUUGACAUUAUAUAUGGCUUUUGUAUUUUCCAUGAUGUCAUGUAUAUGUUUCAUGCUGAGACGAGGACAAUAGAAUACAAUGAAUAUCGCAUGUGAGGGAACACAUUGAAUACGGAUCUACACUUUUCUUGUGCCCUAAUUUCAGUGAAUCAGAUUCUAAUCUGAAAAUCUGAUGAUCUAAAGAUCACAAUGAUGGUUUUAACCAAUUCCACCUGAUUUCUUCAUUAUUAAAGUUUGUCUUAAUGGGGUAUUAACCGAACGGAUGGUAGUCUGCUCAUUUGGAAACAUAAAUUAUCGUGUCCUGAGGUGCAAGUACAUGUGGUUUCACGGAACAUUUAAAAGUUGACUUUCGGUAAAAAUUCUGUCCAAUCAUCGAAUUUCGUCAUCUCAACUUUUACAUGUUCUUUGACUUCUUAUGGAUGGAAUGUUGUCUUGUCACCUUCAGAAAGAAUCGUUGUCUUAUGUUGCAGCAUAAAACUACCAAGCUUACUUAGAAAAUUGUAUUUUUCUCCUGCCGGAUUUAAAUCUUACUUCAGCGCAUAACUACCAGGCUUUCUUGGCAAAAAUCUAUCUAGAACUGCGCCGUUUUGAAUCUAUGGCAAGUAAUUAACUUAAAACGAAAGCUAACUCGACCUGCCCGCCCUCAAGAACUAGUAUUAUAGUGAAAAAAAUGCUCAUGAUAAUGUGCAUGCUGGUCUUGUGCAGUCUGAAGAUUUCUCAGAUUCUAUACUAAAGGAAAUAUUUCUGCAUAACUUAGGUUCAUCGCUUUAUUAAUUAUAAAUAUUUCACAGGUAUGUGAGUGGAUAUUAAACAGGAGCUCCUUCAAGCCAGACGUCAUCUGCUACAACCUACUGAUAGACGCUUAUGGCCAGAGAGCUCAGUGCGGCAAAGCAGAGUCAGCUUAUCUGAGGCUUUUGGAGGCCCAAUGCAUCCCAACGCAUGACACAUAUGCUCUUCUGAUAUGGAGCUACUGCACUUCAGGCUUACUGGAGAAGGCAGAAGCUGUCUUCACCGAGAUGAAAAAUGGUGGAAUUCCCCAAAGUAUGCUAAACUCCAGAUGGCUUUCCCUUUUCUUUUAUUUUUGUCUUGAUUUCUUCUUUGCCAGAUUCUUGGGUAUUUAUGGAAAAUAUUAAUGCUUAAAAAUAGCCACUGAUUUGUUCAGGUACUGUUGUAUAUAAUGCGUACAUUAAUGGUCUUAUUAAAUCAAGAAACACUGAAAAAGCAUUGGAAAUUUUUCAGAGGAUGCGGAAAAAUAGAUGCCAGCCGUCUAAUGAGACGUACACAAUGCUCAUUAACAUUUAUGGAAAGGUAGGCUACCCGAUUUCAGCCAGUGAUUUUCAUUUACUAACCCGGGUAAUAUAUAUCCUCUCUAAAUAUUCUCUUUAUUCAUCUCAGGCUGGCCAGUCGGCGAUGGCCUUGAAGGUCUUCAACGAGAUGAAGGCUGCGAGGUGCGAGCCCAACAUCUGCUCCUACACAGCUCUGAUAAACGCCUUUGCAAGGGAGGGCCGGUGCGACAAGGCCGAAGAAAUCUUCGAAGAGCUGCAGGAGGCCGGCCAUGAGCCUGAUGUGUAUGCAUAUAACGCCCUCAUGGAGGCCUACAGGUUGGUCUUGCCCUGUGAGCCUCUUUUUUCUGUGUGAGAUAUGCGUGAUAGAUGAUGCUUCUAUCGUUCGACCUCGCAGCCGAGCAGGUUUCCCGCAUGGAACGUAUGAGAUUUUCUCUCUCAUGCAGCAUAUGGGCUGUGACCCUGACCAGGCCUCUUACAACAUUAUGGUGGACGCAUUCGGAAGGGCUGGCCUCCACGAAGGUAUGACCUGAAAAAAUAAAUAAAUUUUCCUGGUGGGUUGACCUUUUCUGGCGCAUCAUUCCGUGGCGUUUUACUAUAUAUAUAUAUAUAUAUAUUUAUGUACUGUGAGUCAAAGUCAACAUUACUAGAAAAGGAAUUUUUUCCAAAUAUGGUCGAAUAGAGGACGAACUCUGGCCAAAAAUCCUGGAUUUCUAUUCAUGCAUUCACUUCAUACCCAGUUUCACUAUAAUAUUCUCAUACCCAGUUUUUCGUUGACUUGCCUGCAACCUAGGUAUUAUUAUUCGUCAAUUUUUAGUUCUUAGAAAGUAUUUAUUGGAAUAUAUGUCAUUCGUGAUAUAAAUAUGAACUAACGAAUAUAGAAAUCAUUUUCGAGUAUGAGAGCACGGAAAAUUGGUCAACUCCGUGAUUGAUCCUCGCAUAUAUCUGUAGCAAGAACUGCUUAAAAACUUGAUGCCCUGUUCUUACAGAUGCCCACACCAUAUUUGAGGAGAUCAAGAGGCAGGGCAUGGUGCCGACCAUGAAGUCCCAUAUGGUCCUGCUAUCAGCAUAUUCCAAAAGUGGUAACAUCCCCAAAUGUGAAGAAGUCAUCACUAGGAUGCUCAAAUCCGGCAUAAAACCAGACACCUUCGUCCUCAACUCCAUGGUCAACGCCUAUGGAAAGAUGGGCCACUUUGGGAAGAUGGAAGAGGUUCUCCGCGCCGUGGAGAACGGCCCAUUUGAGGCCCACAUCAGCACCUACAACAUCUUGAUCAACGUCUACGGCCGCGCCGGCUUCCUCAGCCAGAUGGAGGAUCUCUUCCUCUCCCUCAGCGGCAGGAACUUGGAGCCUGAUGUGGUGACGUGGACUUCCAGGAUUGGUGCUUAUUCCAGGAAGAAGCAGUACAGGAAAUGCUUAGAGAUCUUCGAGGAGAUGAUAGACGCCGGUUGCUACCCAGAUGGCGGCACUGCCAAGGUGCUCCUGUCGGCAUGCUCGAAUGAAGAACAGGUCAACCAGGUCACCACAGUCAUCAGAUCGAUGCACAAGGAGGAGGUGAGCUCAUUGCUGGCUGUCUGA
Spirodela intermedia is the source of this 4712-nucleotide messenger RNA. The record is from the annotation of a GenBank genome assembly. Lineage: Eukaryota; Viridiplantae; Streptophyta; Magnoliopsida; Alismatales; Araceae.